Molecule: messenger RNA, 2507 nt
Organism: Oryctolagus cuniculus (rabbit)
Lineage: Eukaryota; Metazoa; Chordata; Mammalia; Lagomorpha; Leporidae
Gene: CDC6
Product: cell division cycle 6
Biological process (GO): DNA replication initiation; mitotic DNA replication checkpoint signaling; cell division
Cellular component (GO): nucleus
Molecular function (GO): DNA replication origin binding; ATP hydrolysis activity
Source: RefSeq, a predicted model, not a curated record
CGCGGCGCUGUGGCUGCAGCCAAUCAAAGGCGUAGCCGGGCUUUGGCGGGAGACGGGAACGGUGUAGCAGAGCGAAUUUGGCGCGAGCGCGUCUGUAUUUUGCUGCCUGCUGGUGUUCGGUUUGGCCGGGAACGGUGGUGGAGUCUGAGGCGGUGUGUGAGGGACGUGAGGAACCUGCACUGAGGUGACGCAGCCCUGAGAGAGGAGAAGAUUGCUCGGGAGACUGAGCAGUAUUGCCAUCAUGCCUCAAACCCGAUCCCAGGCACAGGCUAAAAUCAGUUUUCCAAAGAAGAAGUUUUCUCGGACAGUAGACAAAAGUAAAAACCCUGGUGACGUCAAAGUAGAACCAGCAAAUGCGCACACUCUGCCCUCUUCUCCUUGCACAAAAAUUCUGCCUCUGAGCCCCAGAAAACGUCUGGGUGAUGACAACCUAUGCAACACUCCGCAGUUACCUCCCUGUUCACCACCAAAGCAAGGCAAGAAAGAGAACGGCCCCCCUCGCUCACAUACACCUAAGGGACGCAGAUUAAUAUUUGAAAAUUCGUUGACAGUUAAGUCUCCUAGCAAAAAAGAACAAGCCAGAGUUCCCCAAAACAAAAUACUUUCCUCGUCUCAAAAAGGUCAAGAGAGUACAACAAAUUCUGAGCAGAGAUGUCCAUCGGAGAAAGAAUCUGUAUGCAUGAGACUGUUCAAGCAAGAAGGUACUUGCUACCAGCAAGCGAAGCUUGUCCUGAAUACAGCUGUCCCGGAUCGGCUGCCUGCCAGGGAGAAGGAGAUGGAUGUCAUCAGGAAUUUCCUGAGGGAGCACAUCUGUGGGAGAAAAUCGGGAAGUCUUUACCUCUCUGGUGCUCCUGGAACUGGAAAAACUGCCUGCUUAAGCCGAAUCCUGCAAGACCUCAAGAAGGAACUGAAAGGCUUUAAAACUAUCAUGCUGAAUUGCAUGUCCUUGAGGAGUGCCCAGGCUGUGUUCCCAGCUAUUGCUCAGGAGAUUUGUCAGGAAGAAGUGUCCAGGCCAGCUGGGAAGGAGAUGAUGAGGAAACUGGAAAGACAUCUGACUGCAGAGAAGGGCCCCAUGAUUUUGUUAGUGCUGGACGAGAUGGAUCAGCUGGACAGCAAAGGACAGGAUGUGUUGUACACACUGUUUGAAUGGCCAUGGCUGAGCAGUUCUCGAUUGGUGCUGAUUGGUAUUGCUAAUACCCUGGACCUCACAGACAGAAUUCUGCCUAGGCUUCAAGCUAGAGAAAAUUGUAAGCCUCAGCUGUUGAACUUCCCACCUUAUACCAGAAAUCAAAUAGCCACUAUCUUGCAGGAUCGACUUAAUCAGGCGUCUAGAGAUCAGGUUGUGGACAGUGCUGCCAUUCAGUUCUGUGCCCGCAAAGUCUCUGCUGUUUCAGGAGAUGUUCGCAAAGCGCUAGAUGUGUGCAGAAGAGCUAUUGAAAUCGUAGAGUCGGAUAUUAAAAGCCAGACUAUCCUGAAACCACUAUCUGAAUGUAAAUCAUCCUCUGAGUCUCCGGUUCCCAAGAGAGUUGGUCUUACUCACAUAUCCCAAGUCAUUUCAGAAGUUGAUGGUAAUAGGAUGACUUUGAGCCGAGAAGGAGCACAAGACUCCUUCCCUCUUCAGCAGAAGAUUUUGGUGUGCUCUCUGCUGCUCCUGACCAGGCAGCUGAAAAUCAAAGAGGUCACUCUGGGAAAGUUGUAUGAAGCUUACAGUAACGUCUGUCGCAAACAGCAGGUGGCAGCUGUGGAUCAGUCAGAGUGUCUGUCACUUUCAGGGCUCUUGGAGGCCAGAGGCAUUUUAGGAUUAAAGAAAAAUAAGGAAACCCGUUUCACAAAGGUGUCUUUGAAGAUUGAAGAGAAGGAAAUAGAGCAUGCUCUGAAAGACAAAGCUUUAAUGGGAAAUAUCUUAGCUACUGGAUUGCCUUAAAUUGUUCACUUACUGCACAUCGGGCAAUAUUCAGCUGGCAUUUAGCGAAGGAGUCUUCGUUUUAGUACUUUAUACACUCAGGUCUGAAAACAAAUAUGACCUUUUAUACUUGAAACCAAUGAAUUUUAACCUAUAGACUCAUGAAUAUUAGCACAGAAUAAUAUGUUUGGAUCUUAUUUUCACCCAUAAAAAUGACCACGUAGACCCUUUUCAAUUACAUCCAGUACCCUCUACCACUUGUGUGCCUCUAACCACUUGUAUUUGCAGGUAUGCAGAUUUGUAUGGUGGAAUGCAUAUACACUUACCUAUUACUUUCUUCAAACAUUGAUAUAUUACGUUAAGAACUUUGAAGUUAGGGUAAGAAGAAUGGAAAGGAAUGAUCCUGAAAGCAAGACCACAUGGUGAUUUGGAGGACACUUUGACAAAGAAUUUUUUUGGGGGUAUACUGUGUUCAUGUUGCGGAUUCUACCACAUUGUGACAUUUUAAAGACUCAUUGUGUUUCUUGGGUACUCCGAAGCUUGAGGGACUGGUAAGGAGAAUGUAACUCUGCAAAUUGUGAAUAUAUUUAUUUUAUUUUAUUUA